Molecule: messenger RNA, 4099 nt
Organism: Megachile rotundata (alfalfa leafcutting bee)
Lineage: Eukaryota; Metazoa; Arthropoda; Insecta; Hymenoptera; Megachilidae
Gene: bbx
Product: bobby sox
Biological process (GO): regulation of transcription by RNA polymerase II
Cellular component (GO): nucleus
Molecular function (GO): DNA-binding transcription factor activity, RNA polymerase II-specific; RNA polymerase II transcription regulatory region sequence-specific DNA binding
Source: RefSeq, a predicted model, not a curated record
GCGUGACUGGAUUUUGAUUAGUGACGUUUUACACAUUCGUGACGUUUGCACGACAGACGUUUAGUUGGAAACCAAAAUUGCUGAGACAGUAGUAUUCGUACGAUUUUAGUUGGAACGUAAUCCGCAGUGUAUCUGACAGCGACAAAAUCGGCAGAUAUCAGUGAAGGAAUUGUAACAUUGUACGAGAAUUUUCUUUCACAUAGCUAUACCUAAAAACAAAUUGAAGAUGAACGGUGUAUCGUAGCAAGAGAAAGAUAGGAAUAGUACGUAAGAAAAGGAGAGGUUAAUUCGUGCACGGAAAAGAGCCAGAGAAAGAAAACAAGGCAUAGUGGAAAAGAGAGGGCAGUCAGUGCCGAAGCUUUAUCUUUAUUAUGCGCCGCUGAGUGAAUUGUCAAGUGAAAUCAGAAAUGGCUGCCAACGAGCAACAACGCAAGCGAAAGAGAUUCGAAAGUAGAUUGCGCAAGAAUAUACAACCGUUUUACAUGGACAGGAAUUUUUCGAAGAGACGUACUACUUCAUUCAAAUAUUUGCCAGAUCAUCGGUGCAUAGAAAGACGUAUAGAUUCCUGUGUGCAGUAUUUACAUUCGCACAAGCAGCUGUCAGCAGAUGAUCGCGAAGAAUGUCGAAAAUCUUGUAGGAAAUUUAUCAGGGAUAAGCUCGAGCGAAGCAAUCAACGAACCACGCGAGUUGAAAGAACCAGCCCACCAUGCAAGAAGGCCAAUGAAUGCAUUUCUAAUUUUUUGUAAACGACACCGUGGUUCAGUGCGAUCUGGUUUCCCACAUUUAGAAAAUCGAGCUGUCACAAGGGUUCUUGGCGAAUGGUGGGCAACACUUCACCCAGACCAAAAGCGUUCAUAUAAAAAUCUUGCACAGGAGUACAAAGAUGCAUUCUUAAAUGCAAAUCCUGAUUUUAAAUGGUACAAAUUACCAGCACCUCCUUUACGUACUUUGAAUACUAGGCCUACAAAUAAAAAGGCAGAAACAAGUUCUAGUGAGCAACCUAUAGAAAAUACAGAAUCUGAAAACAAGUCUUCCGAUUAUUCAGAACUUGAUAAGCGAGAUGGACAAUCAAUUCAACCUGGAAAGUUAGCUGAUGAAUCCCAAAUUGGUGGCCUCAGUUCUUUAUUUACGCCUCAGAAAACUCAAGCAACAGAUGAACAAGCAAUUGUUGAUGGUUCUAUGAUUGAAGAUGAUAAUGAAGUUCCAAAACCUCCUAAGAAAAAUUUUUCAGAUACACCUUCUUCACCAGAGCAUAAAAGAGAGUGCAAAGCUGAUCUUUUUGAUGCAAAGAAAAGGAAAAAGCCUGAAUCAAACAACAAUGAACAUCAAUAUAAUGUAGAAGAGGAAAAAAUGGAAGUAAAUAAUUUUUUAACUACAAAUAUACCUUCAGAAGAAAAUAAUUGUAGAAGUGAACGAACAUGUAAAGGUUUACGUUAUCAAAAGUUCCUUGCUGAACAAAUGAAAAAUAUCGGUGCGUCCGGACAACAGUCUAAACGAAGAAGACAAACUGGAAGUCGAAGUACUGAUGGACAGACGAAUGAAAGACGAAAUUCUAUUUCAUCAAAUAUUAGUGAGAAAACAGAUUCCUUGAGUAGCGAAGGCGGAAACAGUACCCGUAGCGAAUUAGAACAUCUUGUAGAAAGUGCUGAGGGAAACAUAGAAGCUUCAAAACCUGAAGAAACAGAAACUGAAGGUGCAGAAGAAGAAUUAGAUUAUGGACCAUGGACUGCAGGAAAAAGAUUUCGAGCUGAGGAUUUUAAUUUAGAAAAGAAAAUUGAAGCGUUACCAUCUUUAAGUUUAGAAGAAUUUCAGGAAAAGAAGAAACAGCAACGAAAAAAGAAAAAACUUGCCCAAAAGAUAACAGCUUUAAAUAAAAGAUAUCAGAACAAUUUCAAUAAGAAUGGCCAAGCGAAUUCAGAAGAUUCUGAAAAAGCGCUUCUUGUAGGAAGUAAGAAACGGAAAGCACGAAAACAGAGCAUCACGCGAAAUGCUGCAGCUAUUAGUGAUUCAAAACAAGCUGCAACGGGAGAGUCUAACAAACCGUGGUGUGCAUCGCCGGACUUAGAAGCACUGGCUUGUCUUGCAGCAGUUGCCGCCAACAGAACAAAACUUACCAAAAAUAAUAUAUAAGAGAUAUAUAUUUUUCAAUAUUUAGCAGUCGUUCGCGGCAUAAACUUGUACUAAGUAAACCAAAAUCUUAUUCAUUUAUUUCUUAAUACAAUUUCUUAUUAGCUGAAUUUAUUAAAGUAACUGCUUUAAUUGCUGUUAAAAAAAAUAGCGUUUCAAAUUGAUCAAAAACAUGAUACGGUGGAGUCUCGGUAUAUGGCUCUGGACGGGACUGUAGAGGUGGAAAAAUUGUGGAAUGGACUAAAUUAACAGAACUAUUUUCAUGCAAUACCUGGUUGUUAGCCACAGUCAAUAUCGUACAUCGUGAAUUCUUAAUUUCUGCAUUUUCUAAUUUGAAAAUUUCUAAAUUGCUAAAUUUGAAAAUUAAAAAAUUUAGAAAUUUUAAAUGUCUAAAUCUCUGCAUACAAAUGUGAAGAGAAAUUCACGUAUCAGACUAUAUAAAUAGAUGCCAUAUAUUGAGACUGCACUGUACGUUCUUAUUGUUAAUAUCUUCGUCGUUAAUCGCUGUUAAUAUGAACAUUUAUAGUGUAAUUGCUAUAAUUAUUUUGUCACUCAACAUGUAAAGAUAUUUCUUUUAUGUUGCAUAAAUGUCCUACAAAUGUGGUUAGUGGAAGAUAGUUUCUUUAUAUAGUUCGUUAAUAAUUAUUCUUGUUACUAUUACAUAUUGAAGAAAGAAAAGAAAGAUAUUCUAAUUUUCACUUUGCGUUACGUGUAAUUAUUGAAAUGUUGCGUCGAGCAUUCUAUAUUUGUUAACGUAAAUACCUGCAGUGCAGACGAUAGCCAUUUUAUUAAACUGGAAACAAAAAAUGCCCGCAUAUUGAUAUAUAUUCGUUGGGAAAUUUGUGCAACUUCCAAGAAAAGAAAGGACGUAUUAUAGUCAUAAUAGGACCUGACUAGAUAAAUAUUCAAUGAAGGAAAGAAAAGGUGCAUGCAAUAAGAGAGUGAUAGCGAGCGUGUAUUAUACGAUGAUGAAAGCAAGAAAUUUGUGAUCUUGCAAACUAAUUUUUCUAAUGUAAAAUGUUACAAAUGCGAUUGAGAAUAAUGAUAACGAAGCCAUGAACUUUAACAAAGCCGAUGAGCAGGGCAUUUUUAUCAUAUCUAUGUGUAAUAACGAUAACACGUAAUAAUUGCAAAGUCACUUGUUACUAUUUUUUGUUAUUAUCAUCGGCAUACGUUUUAUCUAUAUUUCAUUAUGUUCUGUAAACAUUUUAUGUACAUAGAAAUAGGUGCAGUAUUAUGAAAGAUAUCCUUCAUGAUCUGAAUAUCAAAAAAGGAUACAAUCAAAAUAUACAUGUAUAAAUAUAUAUAUAUAUACAUACGCGAUAUUCAUGUACACACACACAAUACAUGAAAGACCAUUGUUUAUAUGUUAUACGUGCGUACAUGUAAAUAUACGUAACAAGACGUCACGUAUGCAAAAUGGAAAAAAUGUAAAUUUUUGUUGUUAGCAAAUAUUUCUCUGGGUAUAAAGAAAGCGUAUGUAUACGUGUAUGUAUGUAAUUUGAUAAGACUACGUAUAUAUAUAUAUGAAUGUAUAUUUAUAAUAUUUAUAUCAACUAAUUAUUUUAGCGUUAAGACCAUGAAAAAAAUGCGAUUCUGUGCUCUGUUCGAGAAAGUAAGGGACUUGUCUGUGAUUUUGGCUAAAGGAGUUUUUAAUGUUUUAUAUUUUUCUAUUGAUUUUUUUUUCUUUUUUCUUUUUCUUUCUCACUUCGUUAAUUUCAUUGAAGUCUAACUCCAGACACUGUUAGUGAAAUGAUAGGAACAAUUAAUGUUAGUAAAUUCCUCUGUAAUAUGGAAAUGAGUAUACUGAUUAUAUUUCAAAUGUGCCUUGAAGAGAUAUGAACAUAGAUAUUAAAAAAAACAAUGACCAAUAAUAUAUUUUCGAUUCGUUUCGCAAUUCUAACUGUUUUUUGGCUUUUACAUUUAUACCUUUCCACACUUUUCUAAUUGUGGUUAGGGUACAUAAUUAUAA